GGACGGACGUCGAGAACCGACGUUUUUGAAUCAGUUUAUUACAAUGUCAAGAAAGCAAGUGUUCCUGGCUGUGGUGGCCUGCUGGCUAGCUGUCGUUCUCGCACAGGAUGGAAUCAAAGGCUGGCGAAAAGGAGGCGGUCAGGUCGUACAGAUGAUCAGCUUCAAUCAAACCGAACCGAUGAAGGAUGAUCGCCCAAGCGGAAACAUGAUGAUCGAUCUCACCCGCGGCAAUGGUUCCCAAAGCGCGCUGGAUAAAUUCAUGAAUAAGACGAAAAGUCAAAUUCCGACGGGUGUCUGUUUCGAAGAAGUGCCCACCGCAAGCUUACUGCAUCCGAAUACCAAAGUAGUUCCAGCUGGGAAUGGCUCAGAUCCAUCGCUAAGUCGAAUUCAGGUUUGCUGUAAAGGUUACGAACGAAACGUUCAUAAUUUCCGCAAAUGUGAUCCCGUCUGUGAGGAACCUUGCGUCAACAGUUUGUGCGUUGGUCCGAACACCUGUUCUUGCUAUCCGGACUUUGUGAAGAACCAGCAGGGAAAAUGUGUGCCGACCUGUCCGAUCGGUUGCGAUAACGGUGAUUGUGAUUUGGGGCUACAAAUCUGCGUCUGCAAGGAUGGUUACGAAUUGGAUGAAACGCAUAAGUUUUGCGUUCACAGAUGCACUGGAGGCUGCGGAGCAGGUCGAUGCGUAGGAGUGGAAAGAUGUGAAUGUGACGAAGGGUACGGCCUGGACGAGGAUGGAAAGUGUGUUCCAAAGUGCGAACGGGGCUGUACCGGUGGUGACUGUGUUGCCCCCGGAGUUUGCCAGUGUCGGCGUGGGUACGAAGAAACCGAAAAUGGGUGCGAACCGGUGUGUUCAAAUGGAUGUUUCAAUGCAAUUUGUACAGCACCCGAAACUUGCACCUGCAAGCCAGGCUACGCCGCAACAGCAUCAUCGAACAAAUGCGAACCAACUUGCGAUAAACCCUGCCUGAAUGGAGACUGCACCGGAGCCAAUACAUGCACUUGCCAUCGGGGUUACAUCUUGGAUGAGACCAAUCAAUUCAAAUGCCUUGCCCACUGCCCCAACGGAUGCCCGAACGGCGUCUGCUCUGGACCGAACAUGUGCUUGUGCAAUGCCGGCUUCAUCAAGGACCGCAGCCUGAAGGGAAGUCAAGCCUGUAUCAAGCGCCCCGAUCUGCUGAUACCGAUUACUCGCGACGGCUCCCGCCCCACCCUGGAAUAUGUACGCCGAAAUGGCCGAAACGUGCUGGUUGCUCGCAACAAAUGCUGCCGCGGCUACGUACGUCAGAAGCACAAAUGCGUCCCGGUUUGUACACAGCCUUGCGAGAACUCCAAGUGUACCGGACCGAACUACUGCACCUGCAACGACGGCUACAGACAGCUGUCGAACUUCAGAUGCAUUCCCCAUUGCGAAAGCUGUGACAAUGGAUUCUGCAUCAGACCGGGGUUUUGCCAGUGCGACUCCGGCUACCAGCACGCGGAAAACGGUAGCUGUGUAGCGGAGUGUAACAACUGCGAAAACGGAUACUGUUCGGAACCGAACGUUUGCCGUUGCCAGGAGGGUUACACUCUGGGAGGAUCGGAGGAUCUUCGAGUUUGUGAACCAUUUUGCGACGAUGGCUGCCCGAAUGGUAAAUGUACUGCUCCGAGUGAGUGUACCUGUCUGGAGGGUUUCAUCCUAAACGAGAACGGCCAAUGUGGACCCGUGCCGACUACCACGACUCCCGAACCUUGUGAACCUGGGUUCGAAGAAAUUAACGAAGAAUGUAGACCGAUUUGUGACAGAGUUUGUGUAAACGGGGAAUGUACGGCUCCAAAUCAAUGCACUUGUUAUGCAGGAUACUCAAACGAAAAUUCAACGUACUUUGAGUGCCAACCGGUGUGUUCAAAUGGGUGCUUGAACGGAGAUUGUUUGGAACCGGGUAGAUGUAACUGCCACAAGGGUUAUGGGAAAAUUGCCGACGAAUGUAUACCACUGUGCGAUCGCUGUUCGCUGGGACACUGCGUCCGUCCGAAUGAAUGCGUCUGCGAUCGUGGCUAUGAUCUGAUCGACGGCGACUGCGUUCCAAUUUGCGAGGAGGAAUGCCGGAAUGCGCGCUGCACCGGACCGAACUCGUGCACGUGUCUUCCGGGGUACAACUAUACGGAUAUCAAUUCACUGUUCGAGUGUCUGCCGGUUUGUGAAGAUGAAUGCCCGAACGGGGUUUGCGUGGCUCCCGAAACGUGUGAGUGUAAUCCGGGAUUCAUCAAGGACGAAGAAUCCUGUGUGGAACCUCUGGAGGUGUGCCGAGCCAGAUGCAUAAAUGGCAUCUGUGACAAAGAGGCGAAGUGCGUUUGUAACCGCGGUUACAUUUUGAAUAUGAUCGGAUUGUGCGAAAAGACCUGUCCGGAUGGUUGUAUUCAUGGGGAGUGUAUCGGCGGGGAGUGUUUGUGUAACGAAAAUUACCGGUUGUCGCUGACGAAUUCCUCGGUGUGUGAGCCGAUUUGUGAUGAUGACUACGAGUAUGAAAACGGGUGCUACAAUGGCCGGUGUGUUGAACCGAAUGUUUGUCAGUGCGAGGUGGGGUACACUUUUAUCGACGGAAGUCGAACGCGAUGUCAAUCGAUUGUGGAGCUCCAACUGGAGAAGGAACGACAGCAGAAACAGCAGCUGUGUCUGCGGGAAUGCCGCAACGGAGUGUGCGAACAAGGUUACUGUCAGUGUGAAACCGGUUACGUUAAUCCGGAGAACCUGAAUCAUCGAUGUGUUCCCCUAUGUGAUCCCAUCUGCCGGAAUGCAACCUGCGUUGAACCAGAUCGCUGUGAAUGUCAUCAAGGUUACGAGUUUUACAAUGACAGUGUUUCAGUUUGUUUCCAUGAAGACGAUGUUAGACGAUUCCAGAUUCAAUUGAAGCAAGAUCAUUGUGAAGAUAACUGCCGAAAUGGGUUCUGUGAAGAAGGGAAGUGUGUUUGCCCGGUAGGGUUCGUUCCAUCGGUGAAUGAUGAAUUCAACUGUCAGCCAUAUUGUGAGAAACCUUGUCUUAACGGCGUUUGUGCUGGUAACAGUCGAUGUAGGUGCUUCGAAGGGUACAAGAACGUAAAUGAUGGCAGUACCUGUGAACCAGAUUGUGAACAAGAAUGCCUCAACGGACACUGCGUUGGUCCCAAUGAAUGCGAAUGUAAUUCGGGAUAUGUUUUCGUCGAGGGUAGCAAGGUCGAUUGUGAAAAAGCUCUUUCGAAACAGGAGCUGAUCGCUAAAGAGAAACAAAAGACGUGCAAAGCCAAGUGUAAAAACGGCAUUUGUGUAGAGGGGGUUUGUAAGUGUUCUGAAGGAUACUAUAAUGCUGACAAAUCGAAGAUGACCUGCGAACCGUGGUGUGAACUAGGUUGUACGAAUGGUCAGUGUGUAGAUAGUGGGGUUUGUGUUUGUAACGAAGGUUAUGAAUUACAAAAUAGCCACGACUGUAAACCAAUUUGCACAGAAGAUUGUGUGAACGGUUUUUGUGGAGCACCAGAAAGGUGUGAUUGCUCUCCAGGAUACAGAAGAACACUCGAUGACAUCAUAUGUAAGCCAGAUUGCGGUGUUGGAGGAUGCACGAAUGGACACUGUGUGGCUCCUGAUAUUUGUGAAUGCUUCGCAGGAUAUCAGCAAAAUGAGGACGAUUCAAUCAAAUGCGACUUAAUUCCGGAGAUAAUUUACAAAGUCGAUAGCCAAAGCAACUCCCUGAUGUACAACGUAGCCUACGUCAAGUACUUCAUUCCACUGGCGGUGAUAGCGACACUUAUAACGGCGGCGAUCGUGACGAUGAUCGUACUGCGCAACAAAAAGAAAGACUACCACGUCGGCAAACUUGAGACGAAGGAAAACUGUGUCUACUUUAUGCCGCAACCGCCGGACUCGACGAAAGACGACGAGGACAGAUUUAGUGUGUAAUAGGUUGAAACGGCGAACGUGUAAAUGAAAGUCAUCGAGAGCAAAUGUAAAUAUUAGUCCAUAGAUUAUGGUAAAUCUUUAGUAGUAAUAAAAAAACGCACUGUUUUUAAU
Sabethes cyaneus is the source of this 4021-nucleotide messenger RNA. Its product is annotated as fibrillin-2-like. Lineage: Eukaryota; Metazoa; Arthropoda; Insecta; Diptera; Culicidae. The transcript has 10 exons. The coding region runs from base 44 to 3910 and encodes 1288 amino acids. The record is from RefSeq and is a predicted model, not a curated record.